Encephalitozoon intestinalis ATCC 50506 is the source of this 360-nucleotide messenger RNA. RefSeq names its product homeobox domain-containing protein. Gene Ontology annotation, molecular function: transcription cis-regulatory region binding. Gene Ontology annotation, cellular component: nucleus. NCBI's taxonomy places the organism in Eukaryota, Fungi, Microsporidia, Unikaryonidae. The record is from RefSeq and is a predicted model, not a curated record. The transcript has a single exon. The coding region runs from base 1 to 360 and encodes 119 amino acids. Gene Ontology annotation, biological process: regulation of DNA-templated transcription.
AUGAAGAGGAAGACAGUGGAGUAUAAGUUGGUUGACGAGGAAAACGAUAUUGUAAGAAGCUACGAGCCCAGACGGAAGCCAAAGAGAAGCAGGAUACUGCUCCACGAAUGGCAAAGCAUGAUGCUAGAGCAUAGCUUCCGGACAAACCCAUAUCCAGACAGAAUAGAAAAAUACAAUCUGUUUCUGAAGACAGGGAUUCCUGUCAAGAACAUCAAGAUCUGGUUCCAGAACAGAAGAGCCCGGGAAAAGUCGUUCUAUGAGGAAAUGGAGGAGAUUCAUGAAUGUGAGAGGAUGGAGUAUCAAGGGCUGGACACAAGAGUAGCUAGUUUUGGAGAGGAGUUCCAGUACUACAAGUAUUGA